AUGUCGUCUGCCUCCCAAGGUGAUUUAUCCUCCUCUACUCCCACUCCCGCCACCUCAACCUCGUCGCCGGGUACCGAUCCUCCUCACUCCGAGUCGAAAGGCAAUAAGAGCUCGAACGACGCUCACUCCCAUCAAUCCGCCGCCUCCUACUUCUCAUACCCUGUCACACACGUUGUCUCGGGCCUUUACCGUCGUCUAACCGACCCCCCAACAAGCAACAACGGCAAUAUGAUGUCCCGUCUGCGUCGCAACAACGCCGACCCCUCCUCUUCAUCCUCCUCCAUCUCCUCCACCUCCCAGUAUCCAGUCUUCACACCCGUCCGCACGGUGUCCCCCUUUCAGCCACCGCCCCUGACUCCUUUAACGCUUCUCGCAAACGAAGAAAGCACGGCAAUCCCCCUCGCCCCCCAGAACCAACUCCUCUCACGCGCCCUCGCUGAAGAAAUCCGUCUCCUUGUCCCGCCUCGCCUUCAACUAGUUGACACCUGGCGUCUCGCAUAUAGCCUCGAUCGCGAUGGUGCUUCCCUCUCGACACUCUACGACAAUUGCCGUGAGGUCUCAUCCCGCAGCCCGAGGGCCGGCUACGUCCUCGUCAUCCGCGAUGCGUCCCCCUCAGCAUCAACGGUCUUCGGCGCCUACAUGACGGACCCCCCACACCCAGAUGCACAUUAUUUCGGCACGGGCGAAUGCUUUCUAUGGAGAGCCAGUGUUCUCCCUCCGCCACCCUCACUACUCAAUUCCGACGGAGAUGGGGGCAUAUACUCCGAGGAGGCACUUGAAAAGGCAGGCUUUCCCCCACCACCAAGCGCGGAUACAACAAACGUCGGUCGAUCAACGACACUAAGAGGUGAAAAACUACAGUCGAAAUCGCUUUCUCCGCAUAUGCACGCCCUGGCACAGUCUCGCCCUACAAAUAGCGGAACUACUACCCCCGACAGAAUCCGCUUCAAGGCGUUCCCUUAUAGCGGCGUAAAUGAUUACAUGAUGUUUUGCGAAACGGGAUUUCUCAGUCUAGGUGGAGGGGACGGACACUAUGGCCUUUGGCUCGACUCCAUUCUCGAAAAAGGUGUCAGCGCCUCAUGCCAGACAUUCGGGAACGAACCACUCUCUGACGAGGGUGUCAAAUUCGAUGUUCUGGGUGUCGAGGUUUGGUAUGUUGGGUCCUAG
Messenger RNA from Aspergillus versicolor CBS 583.65, 1167 nucleotides. Its product is annotated as putative oxidative stress response protein Oxr1. The record is from RefSeq and is a predicted model, not a curated record. The transcript has 2 exons. NCBI's taxonomy places the organism in Eukaryota, Fungi, Ascomycota, Eurotiomycetes, Eurotiales, Aspergillaceae. The coding region runs from base 1 to 1167 and encodes 388 amino acids. Gene Ontology annotation, cellular component: nucleus. Gene Ontology annotation, biological process: response to oxidative stress.